UUUAAAGAAAAAAGAAAAAAAGUCCUCGCUCCGGUCAUAGCGUAUAUAAGAAGAGCGGAAAGUGUCCUAGAAAUACUCCUGGGAUGUUUCGGAGAUCUGAAUCCAGCACUGGUGGAUUAGGAAGCCGGGAGUUUUGUGAUCAUGGACCCUGCAUUACUCUAGGGCUUGGACUCUAAUUGGGCUCACUCUCUCCCCAGUUGUUACUGUUCAGCAGUAAGGCAACCACGAUCCCUUCCCAACAGGGACAGAGUUGCAGUGUAAAAAAAAAAAAAAAAAAAAAAAAAAAAAAAGUCUACAAUGUCGAAUCCAAGUGUUGAGUUUUAAAAAAUUCCCUCCAAAUUAGAGCCUCAGCUGUGGGCUCCCUCGAAGAGCUCCGAGCGCUCUCAGUCUCACUUUUCUGUCCUGAGGCCGCGUCCGCGGCGCCUUUCCUGAAUAUCUUUCACUCUGCGAAAUUCGAGUUUGCUUCUCGCGUGCGCCCGCCCCUCAGCUCUCCAGGUCUCCCCUGGCCUCGGCCAGGUCAGCGGACGCGGCAGGUAGCGGGAGGCGCUGUGUGGGGCGCUUCUUCCACGUGGAGCGAGCGUUGCGGGAGGACUGAGUGGUUGCUGUGGCCGCCGCCGAGGCCGUUUCGGUUCCUGCCCGCGACUCCGCUGGGAGGGCGGGAACAGCUCUGCGCGGCCGGAUUCCUCCUCGGAAGCUCUUCCGUGCAGCAGCGCGCGUCUGUGAGCUCGUCCGGGAGGUGGGGGGCGACUACACGCCCCACUUGCAUCGCGCUUCUCUAGCUACGCGGACUCCUUCGGGGUUCUUCUGCUUCUCACCUUAAAAAGAACAACAACAAACUUUCAUGUUCUCGCUGAAUGCUUGUCGCAGAAAAGAUUGUGGAAGGCGGCUUUUCGGGGAAGAAGCCUUGGCGGGGCGCAUUUGCAUUGGCUGUGCAGGCUUCCGCCUGGAAGGUUGUUGGAAACGCCGUUUCUGCGGGGCCGGACUCGCGCGGAUGUCUCCUCGCCCGCUGUGGGCCCACACGACGCCCGAUUGCGCCUGCCGGCUCCAAGCGUCUGGUGACCCUGGCCCGGGGACUUUCGCCCGCCUUUCUGCGCUUCGGGGGCAAAAGGACCGACUUCCUGCAGUUCCAGAAUCUGAGGAACCCGGCAAAAAGCCGUGGGGGUCCCGGCCCGGAUUACUAUCUCAAAAACUAUGAGGAUGACAUUGUUCGAAGUGAUGUUGCCUUGGAUAAACAGAAAGGCUGCAAGAUUGCCCAGCACCCUGAUGUUAUGCUGGAGCUCCAACGGGAGAAAGCAGCUCAGAUGCACCUGGUUCUUCUAAAGGAGCAAUUCUCCAAUACUUACAGUAAUCUCGUAUUAACAGCCAGGUCUCUAGACAAACUUUAUAACUUUGCUGAUUGCUCUGGACUCCACCUGAUAUUUGCUCUAAAUGCACUGCGUCGUAAUCCCAAUAACUCCUGGAACAGUUCUAGUGCCCUGAGUCUGUUGAAGUACAGCGCCAGUAAAAAGUACAACAUUUCUUGGGAGCUGGGUAAUGAGCCAAAUAACUAUCGAACCAUGCAUGGCCGGGCAGUAAAUGGCAGCCAGUUGGGAAAGGAUUACAUCCAGCUGAAGAGCCUGUUACAACCCAUCCGGAUUUACUCCAGAGCCAGCUUGUAUGGCCCUAAUAUUGGGCGGCCCAGGAAGAACGUCAUCACCCUCCUAGAUGGAUUCAUGAAGGUGGCAGGAAACACAGUGGAUGCAGUUACCUGGCAACAUUGCUACAUUGAUGGCCGGGUGGUCAAGGUGAUGGACUUCCUGAAAACUCGUCUGUUAGACACCCUCUCUGACCAGAUUAGGAAAAUUCAGAAAGUGGUUAACACAUACACCCCAGGAAAGAAGAUUUGGCUUGAAGGUGUGGUGACCACCUCAGCUGGAGGCACAAACAAUCUGUCAGAUUCCUAUGCUGCAGGAUUCUUAUGGUUGAACACUUUGGGAAUGCUGGCCAAUCAGGGCAUUGAUGUUGUGAUUCGGCACUCAUUUUUUGACCAUGGAUACAAUCACCUCGUGGACCAGAAUUUUAACCCAUUACCAGACUACUGGCUCUCUCUCCUUUACAAGCGCCUGAUUGGCCCCAAAGUCUUGGCUGUGCAUGUGGCUGGGCUCCAGCGGAAGCCACGGCCAGGCCGAGUGAUCCGGGACAAACUAAGGAUUUAUGCUCACUGCACAAACCACCACAACCACAACUAUGUUCGAGGGUCCAUUACACUUUUUAUCAUCAACUUGCACCGAUCAAGAAAGAAAAUUAAGUUGGCUGGGACUCUCAGGGACAAGCUUGUGCACCAGUACCUACUGCAGCCCUAUGGACAGGAGGGCCUGAAGUCCAAGUCAGUGCAGCUGAACGGCCAGCCCUUAGUGAUGGUGGACGAUGGGACCCUCCCAGAACUGAAGCCCCGCCCCCUGCGGGUCGGCCGGACAUUGGUCAUCCCUCCAGUCACCAUGGGCUUUUAUGUGGUCAAGAAUGUCAACGCUUUGGCCUGCCGCUACCGAUAAACCCCCUCACACUCACAAGUCACCAGCAGGCCUGCUGGACUGCUUUCCACUCUUCUGCCCUAAUGGUAUCAGUAUUUUUCAGGCAUCUUCUGAGCAACAAACCAGUCUCUGCCGCCCCAUCCUGCUGGAAUCAACACUAACUUGCUCUCCAAAGAGACAAAUACCCUAGCAUGAGCUUAGCCUAGGUAGGUCACUUCUACCCCAAAGGAAAAUGUAGACCUCAUAAGCAUGAAGGUAUGUGUGUAGAGCUGUAUGCACCCUUGUACAUGCCCCAUGAGAACAAGCUGACAGUGCACUUCCAGGACAAAUGAAAUAGCUCCCCACAAUCCUGGUCACAUAGCAAAAUAACUACAGACCUUAGCCUGUGGCUGCUGCCCUCGGCAGACGAUGAGGAAGGAAAAAAACCCGGUGGACAUUUAAGAGCCCAAUCCCCCCUAACUCCUUUCCUUUGUCUGUUCCCUGCUGUUGCCCUGGGUUUCAUAUCACCUCUCCUCCCAGAGGGGAGCAAGUGGGUGAGUCAGUGCCGGCCUGCUGGGCAAGCUGUUAAUGUAAUUUCCUGGCUGAUGUAUGAGUGUGUGCAUCUGGGUUUCUGACAGUGGCAUCAAUCACUAGCUAUUCCUCUGGGAAGCGGGUGCUUCAAAAGUAAAAUUGCAGUCAUACUCCAGAUUUUGUAAGAAGGUUCUAUUCCUCUGUGAAUCCAGCUUCCCCCAGGGUUGGAAUGGAAGUCAGGUGACAGUGUUCACUGAGUGGACAGCAAUGUAUUAGGCAGCACAGGAAGCAGUCAUCAUCUGUCAUGUGGCUGCGAGGGAGGGAGCUUUAGUACAGAGAAAGCACACCCAACCACCAAACACGGACACACACACACACACACACACACACACACGUGUCCCUCGACUGAACAAAGCAAAUAAUUAGACCUACCUCAAUUUUGAGAGAAUAUUAAGGGCUUGAUAGGGUAAGCCCUUAAUGGUUUGGUUGACCAA
Messenger RNA from Balaenoptera ricei (Rice's whale), 3514 nucleotides. RefSeq names its product heparanase 2 (inactive) (gene HPSE2). NCBI's taxonomy places the organism in Eukaryota, Metazoa, Chordata, Mammalia, Artiodactyla, Balaenopteridae. The record is from RefSeq and is a predicted model, not a curated record. Gene Ontology annotation, cellular component: membrane; extracellular matrix. Bases 855 to 2531 code for a protein of 558 amino acids. The transcript has 12 exons. Gene Ontology annotation, molecular function: hydrolase activity, acting on glycosyl bonds.